UCUGCUUUUAAAUUGUUCACAGAGAGAGAAAGUGAAGCAAAAAAAAAAGAAGAGAUAAUGGGAGAUAAUAAGAAAUUGAUUUCAUCUUCUUCUUCUUCUACUAAUACCUCGAUUUACGAUACUCGUGGUAAUAGUAAUAACCAUCAUCAUCAUCCUCCGUCAUCUUCCGACGAGAUUUCUCAGUUUCUCCGGCAUAUUUUCGACCGUUCUUCUCCGUUACCUUCUUACUACUCUCCGGCCAUGACCACGACGGCUUCCACGGCGGCGAUAGGGGUUCAAGGAGACCCGCAUGCAGACAACCCGAGAAGCUUCGUUUCUACUACACCGGCGUCGAAGCGCGCCGUUGAUUUCUCCGACGUUUUGAUCGGCUCCGCCACCACCGCCGCCGCCGGGUGUUAUGGUUUCUCCGGGGGUGGUAACAACAUUGCUCAAGGGAGCAGCUCGGGGACUCGUGUGUCGUCUUCUUCCAUUGGAGCUAGCGGGAACGAGACCGACGAGUAUGACUGCGAAAGCGAGGAAGGAGUAGAAGCUGUGGUGGAUGAUGAGCUUCCCUCCAAGUCUCGUAACUCAUCUAAGAGGUGCAGAGCUGCUGAAGUUCAUAAUUUGUCUGAAAAGAGGAGAAGAAGUAGAAUCAAUGAAAAAAUGAAAGCUUUACAAAGUCUCAUCCCUAAUUCAAAUAAGACGGAUAAGGCUUCGAUGCUUGAUGAAGCCAUAGAGUAUCUGAAACAGCUUCAGCUCCAAGUUCAGAUGUUGACAAUGAGGAAUGGGAUGAACUUGCAUCCUCUAUGCUUACCUGGAACUUCAUUACACCCAUUGCAACUCUCACAGAUCCGACCUCCAGAAACAACCAGUGAUCCUCUGCUCAACCACUCCAACCAAUAUGCUUCGACUUCUAAUGCACCGGAAAUGAUCAACAUGCCUGCUGCAUACACGAUGGAACCUUCCAUCCGCAGUCACUUUGGACCUUUCCCUCACUUUACUCCACAUGUGGAGAUGAGUCGAGAAGGCGGGUUAACUCAUCAGAGGUUGAACACUGGUGGUCAUCCUAACGCAAACCUAACCGGAGAACAUGCUGCGUUUGAUGGACAACAUCCUGAGAUAAAAAGAUAAACUUACUUGAACAUCAUUCUCAGUUUGCGUUCUUGUUUCUUAGGUCGCAAGCAACGAAGCUGCAUGACAAUGAAAAUGCAUUUAGCGGUCUUUAAUAUAUUUAUAUUUCUCUAUCUUUGUUGUUGUUAACAUGAAUUCUAGAGACUAGUUAUUGGACCUACUAGAUAUUAUAUAAGAAAAAGACUUGACUUUUAUUAUGUUCAUGGUGUAAUGUAAAUUUUCUAGAUCAUC
Messenger RNA from Brassica oleracea var. oleracea, 1341 nucleotides. RefSeq names its product transcription factor SPATULA. The coding region runs from base 58 to 1110 and encodes 350 amino acids. Gene Ontology annotation, cellular component: nucleus. Gene Ontology annotation, molecular function: protein dimerization activity. Lineage: Eukaryota; Viridiplantae; Streptophyta; Magnoliopsida; Brassicales; Brassicaceae. The record is from RefSeq and is a predicted model, not a curated record. The transcript has 7 exons.